Messenger RNA from Lepisosteus oculatus (spotted gar), 5583 nucleotides. RefSeq names its product sema domain, immunoglobulin domain (Ig), transmembrane domain (TM) and short cytoplasmic domain, (semaphorin) 4F (gene sema4f). Lineage: Eukaryota; Metazoa; Chordata; Actinopteri; Semionotiformes; Lepisosteidae. Gene Ontology annotation, cellular component: plasma membrane. Gene Ontology annotation, biological process: negative chemotaxis; neural crest cell migration; semaphorin-plexin signaling pathway. The record is from RefSeq and is a predicted model, not a curated record. Gene Ontology annotation, molecular function: semaphorin receptor binding; chemorepellent activity.
UCCCCAGUCGCUCAGGCUUGCGGCGCGGGAGAGCUCGGUUCGUGCGCGUCCUGUUUGGGUACUGGGUCCGGCGGUUCGGGAGGAGCGUUUCCCGGGACCUGCCUCUGAGGCGCAACAGAAAGCCGACAGCAGAAGAGACUGUAUUGUUCAAACUAUUGCAGAGCGCUUGGGGAGGAGCGAGGCUGUGAGAGGAGAGCGAUUUCUCGCCGUGCUCCACGGAUUCAUCUAGACUUCCUGAAAUAGGAAAACGGGGGAUCAACUUCCAACAUCCUGCACAAGCAGUAUUUUUAAAUGUUUUGUGAACGGUGACUGGGGAAGGCGUGUGCUGUCUCUAUAAAGUUCAUGCGGCGCUGCAGGGAGACUGCUAAUAUCUAGAUUCACGCAGGGCGGCUGGCAUUCGCGCUGCUCUGUCUGGGGAUAGAGACCACCUAAUAUCUCGGGAUUACUUCGCCCCGCUCGGAUACUCCUGCCGGUAGCUGCAGCUCCGCUCCACCGUGCACUUUGGAAAGAGGAAAUACAACCGCCAGCAUGAGCAGCAUUUAAAAUCGCAGAAGGCGAACGGUGUUGGGACCAGCUAGCCGGAGACCGGGGAGUCGGAAGAUGAAGACCGAGGUGCUGUGGCUGUUGCUGUGCGUCCUUCCCGGCUGCUGGACAGCAGCGCUGGGCUCGGAUGGAGAUGCUGACCCCAGGGCUCUGGAGAGGUUUUCUGACAGCAGCGUCUCCAAUUACAGCGCCUGCCUGCUGGACCCCAGCUCGGGCAUCCUUUACCUGGGGGCCCGGGACACCAUCCUGGCCCUGGACACCAGGGACUUCACGAAGUGGCGGACGAUCUCCUGGGAAGUGCCGAAGGACAAGCGGGAUACCUGCAUCAACAAGGGCAAGACUGAGGCCGACUGCCACAACUACGUCCGUCUGCUGCAAUUUCUGAGCGCAGAGCAGAUCUACGUGUGCGGGACCUACGCCUUCGACCCGCAGUGCACCUUCCUGAACGUGAUGAAAUUCUCCUUGGAGCUGCAGGAAAAUGGCGAAGUGAGGAUGGAGAGUGGGAAGGGAAAGUGUCCCUUCGAACCCGCUCAGCACUACACUGCUGUCAUGGCAGAUGGACUCCUGUAUACUGCCACCACCAGCAACUUCCUGAGCACGGCCUUCGAUAUCUCCAGGGCGACGGGGCCGGAGGUGGAGCGUAUCCGCACAGAGACCUCCCCCAGCUGGCUGAGCGACCCGGAGUUUGUGAGCUCGGUCUUCGUCCCAGAGAAGAAGGACAGCCCCACGGGAGACGACGACAAGAUCUACUUUUUCUUCACCGAGGUGGCCAACGAGUACAACUUCUACACCCGGGUCAGGGUGCCCAGGGUGGCCCGGGUCUGCAAGGGGGACGUGGGAGGGAGCAAGACGCUGCAGAAGCGCUGGACCACCUUCCUGAAGGCCCUGCUGGUGUGUGAGGACAGCCAGAGUGGACGGCGCUACGACAUCCUGAAAGACGUGUACACCCUGGAGCACCGGCCCGGAGACACGGGCAGCACCCACUUCUACGGCCUCUUCACCUCCCAGUGGGACAGUGAAGAGGUGUCCGCGGUGUGUGUGUACGGGCUGCAGGACAUCGGGGCGGUCAUGAGCGGCUCCUACAAGAAGAAGAACUGCGAUAGCUGGUCUCAACAGGAGCCUCCUCCCCACCCCCGGCCCGGACAGUGCAUCACCGAGGCCCUGAGGGCGGAGGGCUACGAGUCGUCCCUCAAGCUGCCCGACAAGGUGCUGACGUACGUGCGGGACCACCCCCUGAUGGAGAUCCCAGCGACAGCCCACCCCCUGCUGGUGCGCUGGGGCGUCACCUACACCCGGCUGGCGGUGCGCCUGGCGCCGGGCCCCCCGGGGCCCCCGGCCACCGCGCUGCUGCACCUCGGCACCGAUCGCGGGGAGCUGCACCGAGUGUCCGUCCGGGGGCUCGAUGACACCCUGCUGCAGGAGACGCCCCUGUUCGACACCGGCGAGCCCGUCACGCGCAUCCUGCUGACAGAGGACUGGGUGCUGGUGGGCUCCCCCUCCUCCCUGGUGAAGCUGCAGGGCUGUGGUCAGUACAGCUUCUGCGAGGGCUGCGCUCAGGCGGGCUGUGGCUGGGACCCCGAGAGCGGGACUUGCACGGAUCCCCGGGACAAGAAAGGGCUGCUCCAGUCCAGGGCAGAGCUGUGUCACGUGGAGAAGGGACGCUGCUCUCCGCUGCCGCAGGAGGUGAGAGCGGUGAAGGGCCAGCGCCUGCUGCUGCCCUGCGUGCACCUGUCGCAGGCCGGGUGCCACUGGGUGCACCCCGGGGACCGGCACACGCGCCAGCGCCACGCCCACCUGGAGAUGGUGGUGUCGGACGGCAGCGUGGGGGAGUACCGCUGCGAGUGCGCGGAAGGGGGCGCCUCCGGCUCGGAGCCCACGCUCUGCACGAGGGCCGCCUUCCACGUGGUGCUGGGCGCGCCGUCCACAGACGCCGUGGAGGGGGAGCCGCGCUGCCGCACGUUCGGCAUCGGCCUGCUGUGCGUGUUCCUGGGAGCUGCCCUGGGCGCGGCCCUGUGCUUCCUCCUCCUCAGGGUCCGCAGGGCCGCCGCGCGGGCGCCCCAGUCCGAGAAGGACGCGGCGGGGAAGGCGAUGUACGCCGACACGCCCAACUCUCCCAGCAGCCCCAGCCUGCUGUCGGAGGGCGUGCCCCUCACCAAGAAGAACGGCGCUCUGAACGGGCACACCUACGCCAACGUCAACCAGGGCUGUGAGGGCAGGCCGGAGAGCGAGGCGGGCGAGAGGCAGGGCGAGGAGAACCCCAGAGUGCUGCAGCUCGCGGGGGCGCCCCUGGCCUCCUGUGAGGAGAGCUCCAUCUGAAGACAGCAGACAGCCCGUGGUCCGGAGGGUGGAAGGACCCAUGCUUCGUCUGAGCCCAGUCUUUGUGUUUGUUUUGCUGUGUCUUGUUUAGCUUCUCCCUCAGCCGGACCGGAGCCUCUGUGCGCCUCCGAGAGCGCUGAGGAGCGCCAGGCCUGCUCUCCUGGCAGGAGCGGCUGCCCGCGCCUCAAACUCUGCAGAUUUAAAAAGUCUGCCCUGCUGUGGCGGUUUGUUUCUAGCAAAGCUUUUACUGACUCACAGGAGCCUUCGGGACCAAGAGGAGAGCCAUGGACAGCCACAUGUUCCUCUCGUGGAAUGAUCCGUCACCUGUGUACACACCGGGGGCCCCUCGGCCAGACUGGGGGGUGAGGAGGGCUGUGUGAGCUGGCCAGAGCCAGGAACCAGACCACCACCUGGAGGAGAGCUCCUCGUCAUUCAGGCCGUUCUAAUGCAGAUCCGAACCUGCCUGAAGUCACAGUUUUGCCCAGCUGGAGAGACUUCUCUUGCGGAGAUGAAAAUGAACUUGCAAUCAGGAGCUACUGUUCACAGACAGAAUUUCCACCGAGACGAGGAGGGUUGUGCUUAAACGGACUUAAUCGUAGCAGUGCAAUGCUUUCUCACUUGGUGAGCAGUGGUGAUCGUGUUCUGUGUAGGUUUGUGGUGCCCUCUAGUGGGGGGAAUGACAAUCUUCACUGUUCAGUCCUCUUGCACCACACACCUAUUUAAGCCAUUUUAAGAUUUGAGCUUCUGUUGUUUGGCAUGUGUUCUGGUUUUAAUUCAGUAGAGGACUAAUAGGACAAAUCCUGCCCAGGUUAUUGACAUUGCACACCGGUUUCGAGACAUGCAGACAUAUGCAUGAAGUUCACAAGAAAAGACUUGGUCUGGGUCUGCUUUGGCUCUGCUGUCUGCUACAGCAUGUGUUGUACAAUGUAUGCUUCCUGCACAGAGUGCUGAGGGAACUGUGUGUUGUGAAAGGGUAGUGCUGUCCCUGAGACAGCUGCUGUGCAAUCGGGGACUGUGAUAGUGUGACUACGAUCACAGUUUUACUUAAAGCUGUUUAUCUGAACACUUACCCCCAAACUGGCAUCACAGUGUCGGAGCUUUUUGUUUCCAGGACAAUAAUCUGAAGUCCUGUGUUUCAGAUCGGAAUGUUUUGACUCCAGUUUGCGAGGGCUGAGCGCCAGUCCAGGCUGCCUGCCCUUGUUAAAAACAAAUUGUGUUCAGAGUGAUUUUCCUGAAGGAUUCCUCCUUCACAGGCAGCAGCGUGCCAGCCCUCCUGCGCCCCCUGCUGUCCGGCGGGAGGUAGUGCAGGGGGACAGGACCCUGGAGGAGACCGCGGUGACACACCGGCUGCUGCUGAAUCUCACCUGAAUUUCCAAAUAUGUGCCUGUGUUUUAGACAGGAAAGAGACGGCUUGAUAAAGAGCUUUAUUUUCUACUUGCAACUGUUUUUUUUAUUAUUACUAUUUAUUGGUUUAAGUAGGAGUUGAGGUUUCUUUCUCUUCUUUCUCUAUUGGAAUAAAUUCCGCCGCCCUUCUCUCAUCAUGCGAUAUAUUUCCCGGGAAGUGCCUCUUCCUGCUCUUUCCAGGACAACUGCACAGCUGUGCUCGGCCGAGCAGGGUCCUUCCCCUGUACUCGGAGCUAAUCAAGGCUCUAGCCUCCACUCCAAUUACCCUAUAAUCCUGAGAGCUGUGUGCUUUGUGCGUAACUAUACCAUCUGAAGGAUUUAACAGCGGUUGAAUUAUCAACGGAAAACAUCAGGAACUAACCACUGAACACUGAACACACAGCAUUUGAGUAGUUACAGAAGUGGAGUACCGUAAGUACCGUCUGGUAUAACCGGUGUGGCACCAGUGUCCUGUGCUCUCGCACACCUUCACAGUGCUGGGACAUAUUCUGUUAGCAGGUGUUGAACAGAGCGUGCUGUGCUGUGCUGUGCUCGGAGGAGGACCUGCUGCAUGUGCGCUGGGGUUACAGACCUGUCUCCAGGCUGGUGUGAUGCCCGGCUGUAGACCUCGGAAACCACCCUCAAGCAGCACCUUGCUUUGCUCAAAGUAAAGAACGGAGCCGCGCCCGUCGGGAGGGAAGGGUGUCGGUCUUGUUCCUCGUGUGAGAAAGUGAAGUGGCCGCGGAGCCCGCUCCUCUCGCUGGACGGGCACCGAGCACAAGCGCCUCAUUCGGCAGCUCUUGAUCAUGUAUACAGGCAGGGGCGUCCACCAAGGGUCUCGCCGAGGACAUCCUCUCGUGUAGGUCUCGGUUGAUCCCAUUGGCGUUCCCCAGCUGUGGCCGGUGUAGGUGAGGUGUGACAGGACACCGCUUGGGUACAGCGAGCUGUGGUGAUGGACGCAGCGUGUUUGUGACAAGCUUGCUAGUGAUGUGAAUCUGAACCUGGGGUCUCACUGGCGUCCUUGGCGCCACGGUUCGUGCGCCACAAACAGGUUUUGAGACAAACCUUUGUCAAAAGGUAGGAUUGGGAGCUCAUCUUUGAACAGGGUCCGAGUAUUUAAUCAUCAUCAUGGACUGUACACCCCCGUGUUUUGUGAUGUCUUUGAUGAAUGAAAAAAAAAUUCUGAAAAGUUUGUUGUAAAUAGUUUUGGAUAAGCUUUUAUUUUUGUAAUUUAUAAAUAACGCGUAAUUUGUCUUUUGAAUACUGUUUUAACUGUUGAAGGUUAUCUGUGCAGGAAUGUGAUUUGUCCUAUUGUAAAUAAUAAAGCUACCUCUCACUGUA